AUGAUAACCCCCAACCUCGAGUCACUCAUAAAUGAUGUCUAUGGCACCAUAACCAAUGGUACAGACCUGCCCCCUCCCGACUUCUUUGCUCACCGUAUGAUUCUCGCUGCACGCAACACUGAUGUUGAUGGAAUCAACGACCUGGUUCUCGGUCGUAUGAGAGGCGAGGAGAAACAUUUCUUCAGUGCCGAUCACGUCAUU
Suillus clintonianus is the source of this 201-nucleotide messenger RNA. RefSeq lists its product as uncharacterized. The annotation marks the transcript as partial. The record is from RefSeq and is a predicted model, not a curated record. Lineage: Eukaryota; Fungi; Basidiomycota; Agaricomycetes; Boletales; Suillaceae. The transcript has a single exon.